Marmota flaviventris (yellow-bellied marmot) is the source of this 1247-nucleotide messenger RNA. It is a transcript of the gene Bex4, whose product is annotated as brain expressed X-linked 4. Gene Ontology annotation, cellular component: nucleus; cytoplasm. Lineage: Eukaryota; Metazoa; Chordata; Mammalia; Rodentia; Sciuridae. The record is from RefSeq and is a predicted model, not a curated record.
CGCGCCAGACUCUAGCUUCGCUCGCUGGCUCCCUUUAGGCGGUAGCUACGCAGGUGGCCCUUUUGGCGAGCGGGCCAGGGGUGGCCCAGAAAAGUAGGAGGCGCCGGAGGAGCGGGUCUGCAGACUAAGAGUCGCGGCGGCGCGGCCGGCGGCGAGAAUCCGGAGGAGCAGGAGGAGACGGCAAGGAUAGGCCCAGGAGUAAUGGAGUCCAAAGAGAAACAAGUGUUAAAAAAUCUCAGCGAGGAAAACAACCAUCAGGAAAAUGAAGGAGGGGAGCAGGCUCCAAUGCAAAAUGAAGAAGAAUCCCACCAUUUGGGAGGGGGUGAAAGCCAGAAGCCUGGAGGAAAUGUAAGGCGGGGGAGAGUUAGGAGGCUUGUCCCUAAUUUUCGAUGGGCCAUACCUAAUAGGCAUAUUGAUCACAGUGAAGUGGGAGAUGACGUAGAAAGGUUUGUAGGACAGAUGAUGGAAAUCAAGAGAAAGACUAAGGAACAACAAAUGAGGCAUUAUAUGCGCUUCCAAACCCCUGAACCUGACAAUCAUUAUGACUUUUGCCUCAUACCUUGAAUCCUAAGGCUUUAUAAACCUUAUAAAAUGAGGUUCAUAAUGUGGCCACAGCUUUAAAAUCUUGAUCUUUGUGAUUUACUUUUCCUGUAAAACUUUUGGUGUUUCCACUUUUCAGUUUCUGAUUGAAUGUUGUUUUGUCUCUGUCUAAAAGUUUCUGUCAGCAUGGCAAUUUCACCAAUUUUUGAAAAAAUAUUCUUUUCAUAAUAUGAAAUUAAUAAAGCAGCUUAAAAGCAGCCUAUAUUCUAUCAUCUUCCUCUUCUACCCCAGUCAUUAUUUUUGUUAAUGGUACUUUUUCUCUUUCAGCUACUUAGACUCAAAAUCUUAAUUUUCUUAGACAGUUAUUUUCCUUGUCUUCAACCAAUCAUGGAAAAUCAUGCCUAUAAUUAAGCAUCUGAUAACAUUUUUAGAAUUAUGUCCUAGUGUUUUCCAAUGAGUGUGAGUCUACUAUCUUUAUAGAAACACUUUGGUGGAAAAAACUUUUGUGAUUGUAAAACCUCUGGCCCCUGCCCUCCAUACCCACAUAGUGGGGUUACAAAAUCUCCAUUUUAACAAGAUUCCUAGGUAAUUCUGUUUACUCCAAAGUCUGACUGCUACUGUGUAAGUGUAUAUGUAUCUACAUACAUUGAUAUGUGUAUAUCAUAUGUCUGUUAAGCAUGAACAAUAAAAAGAGGAUGACUAUGUGA